Messenger RNA from Helianthus annuus (common sunflower), 2923 nucleotides. RefSeq lists its product as uncharacterized. Gene Ontology annotation, cellular component: Golgi apparatus; endoplasmic reticulum. NCBI's taxonomy places the organism in Eukaryota, Viridiplantae, Streptophyta, Magnoliopsida, Asterales, Asteraceae. The transcript is spliced from 17 exons. The record is from RefSeq and is a predicted model, not a curated record. Bases 229 to 2760 code for a protein of 843 amino acids.
AUUGCUACAUUUUGGUGAUUCAUAUGCAACGGAUAUUAUAACAGAUUCUGCUGUCCGUAUUCAUUCAUCCGUCCGUUUGAGGAAAUUUUAAUUCCUAAUCCUUGUAGUUUCAAUCAUCUUGUUCAUGAUAAUCGGCUACCCUUAUUCUAGAAGAGCCGAUCAUUCAUAUAGUGGAAUCUUAAUUUCGUUUGUUUUCAAACAGUUUAGUUUUGUAAUUCUAGUUGCGGGAUGGCAAUUCGACGCUUUCGAAGCAAAUGUUCGGUGCUUGAUCCCUUCAAACCCGUAGUAAAAAAGAUUCAUUCAAUGGGUUGGGGGAGCAUCUACGUUAGACGUAUGAAAGUUUUCUCAUUGGCGAUUCUAAUCUACUUGGAUUAUAAGUCUCUGAAGCACAGACAGAAAUGGACUAGUGACUCGGAAAAAGCUGCUUUAUGGGAGAAAGCCCAUGAGCGCAAUGCUAAUCGUAUAGUUAAGUUGAUUAUAGAGCUGGAAGGUAUGUGGGUUAAAAUGGGCCAAUAUUUUUCUGUGCGGGCUGACGGGCUUCCUGGGGCCUACCCACGCCUUUUGAAGCAGUUACAAGACUCACUUCCUCCUCGCUGCUUGAAAGAGGUUUGCAGGACUAUACAGAAAGAGUUGGGGAAAUCAAUGGAUGAUUUAUUUACAACUUUUGUUGAAGCACCUAUUGCAACCGCAUCAAUAGCACAAGUUCACCGAGCAACUCUACGUGAUGGGCAGGAGGUGGUUGUUAAAGUUCAACACGAGGGCAUCAAGACGAUAAUAUUAGAGGAUCUGAAGGAUGCUAAAUCAGUAGUCGAGUGGAUCGUUUGGGCAGAACCUAAAUAUAAUUUCCAUCCCGUAAUAGAUGAAUGGUGCAAAGAAGCACCUAAAGAACUAGACUUUAACAAGGAAGCUGAAAAUACUAGAAAAGUUUCUAAAAAUCUUGGCUGCAAAGACAACCGUAUUGACAAAAAUCCAGAGCAUCGUGUUAAAGUAUUGAUGCCUGAAGUUAUUCAGUCAACUGAAAGAGUCCUCAUUCUAGAGUAUAUGGAUGGCGUGCGGUUAAAUGAUUCCCGUUCACUGGAUUCACUUGGUGUCAACAAAAAAAAUAUUGUUGAAGAAAUAACACGUGCAUACGCACACCAAAUAUUUCUUGAUGGAUUUUUCAAUGCUGAUCCUCAUCCUGGUAAUUUUCUUGUAACCAAGUCACGUCCACAUCUUCCAAUUUUGCUAGAUUUUGGGUUUACGAAAUUGCUUUCAAGCUCCAUGAAACAUACUGUUGCAAAAAUGUUUCUGGCGUCUGCUGAGCUUGAUGCUCUUUCAGGCGAUAUCGUAUUAUUCUUGCGGGUCCUUAAUUUGCUUGCAGGGCUUUCAACGGCAUUGAACGUGAGUGUUAGCUAUUAUAGAAUCAUUAGACCAUUUGCUGAAUCUGCUCUAGAAUGUGACACAAAUGAGGGACCCAAGGAUAACGCAGAAUGGGUAUGUGACAGCCCUGUUAAUUCUGAAGUAGAGGCAAAGCUGAGGGCUUUAUUAGUACAGCUGGGAUAUGCUGAUAAAAUACUUGGAAUCCAGGUCUGUGCCUACAAAGACGGGAAUGUGAUAAUUGAUACUGCAGCUGGGGUUCUUGGAAAUUAUGAUCCUUCUCCGGUUCAGCCUGAUACCUUAUUUCCUGUUUUUUCUGUUACAAAGGGAGUCACAGCUGGAAUCUUACAUUGGCUUGUUGAUAAAGGGAAAGUGAAACUUGAGGAGAAGGUUGCAAACAUCUGGCCAGAGUUCAGUUCAAACAGAAAAGAUCUAAUAAAGGUUCAUCAUGUACUGAAUCAUACAUCUGGUCUGCAAAAUGCUCUUUCGAGCCUUGUGCAAGAUAAUCCAAUGGUGUUGUGUGAUUGGGAGGAGUGCUUGAAACGUGUUGCCAUGGUUGCACCAGAGUCUGAACCUGGUCAACAACAGCUAUAUCAUUACCUAUCAUAUGGUUGGUUAUGUGGUGGCAUCAUUCAGCAUGCAUCAAAGAGAAAGUUUCAGGAUAUCCUUGAGGAGGCUAUGGUUCACCCGCUUAACGUCGAAGGGGAGCUUUAUAUUGGAAUCCCUCAAGGUGUGGAAUCCCGACUUGCAACACUGACACUAGACACAAACGAUCUCAAUAAACUAGCAGAAGUCAGCAGCCCGACAUCUAUCUCUAGCUCUAGCUCUCCUCCCAUGUUCCAGUUUGAUAUCCUCGCGGGCUUAGUUCCCUUUUUUAACACACUCAAUGUUCGUCGUGCAAUACUACCUGCCGCCAACGGCCAUUGCUCAGCGCGUGCACUUGCACGCUACUACGCCACCCUUCUCGACGGCGGUGUGGUCCCACCACCCCAUUCCUCCUUAUCCCAGCCGCCACUCGGAAGCCACCCUCACCAUCCCAAAGACACUUCCAACAAUAAAAAACAUGGUGGAAAUUCAAAGACAAACAACCUUAAUGAUUUCAAAAUAUUCAGCAGCCAAAAAGCAAAACUUCAUGAUUCCUUUUUGGGUAUUGGAGACUAUGAAAAUUUGGCUCUUCCGAACGGGGAUUUCGGGCUUGGAUUCAAGCGGGUGUGCUCAAAAGAUGGAUCUUUAAUCGGAUUCGGUCAUUCGGGUUUAGGUGGGUCUACAGCAUAUUGUGAUAUCAGCAACAGGUUUGCUAUCUCUGUGACCCUAAACAAGUUGUCUUUUGGGUCUGUGACUAGAGAUAUAAUCCAAUUCGUGUGUUCGGAGUUAAAUAUUCCAGUACCAGAAGAAUAUGCAUAAUCUGGUUGAACACCUAGGUAUCAACCAAAGGGUAAAAAUAGGUACUUCAAUUCAAUUUGUUGUAUAGAUCAUACAUGUGUGUAUGUAUAUAAACUUCUGCUGUGUAGUUAUUUUAUUCUACACUAUAAUGAAAUCAGUGUACAUAUGGUUUAAAGAUAAUGUA